AUGGCGGGGUCAUCGGAAAGAUUGCUUUAUGACCGUCAUGUGGAGUUUGAGGUGGAAUAUGAGAGGAGACGGCGGCAGGAAACCAGGUUUGAACAAAGAUCACACACAAGCCGAGCACCAGAAAGAUACCAGGAACGACCUCGAAGGAAAAAUGGUUACGUCUUCGAAGACAUUUAUUCAGAUUUUGAUGAAGCACAAGGUCGCCUCUCUUUAUUCCGACCGAUCAGACCCGAAUAUUUAAAUCUGCAAACAACAUAUGACAAUAAAUACAACUCGCUGCCUCGUACGUACUACAACGACGAGAGACGGCGUUAUAAAAAAGAUUAUUACGACUUCAGAAUCGAUGAGAAAGCACCAAAACAAUCGUAUGAAAAAUUUCAAUUAGACGAAAGAAUCGAACGGAAGAGAAACGAGAUUAGGGUAGAGAGGCGAGCGAACUCAAACGAAUCAAGAGUUGAUAGGAAGCCUAAGAAUAUAGCUGUCUGUAAACCAUUACAGCUACCAGAAAGAAAUGCUAGAUACUGGACAACAGAUCCACCGGGGAAAGACAAAAAACCAAAACGAGAUGAGAACAAAAAGAUUGUGAAAUUCUCAGAAGUCUCUGGCUGCAGAAAAAUGGUGAUAGAUGAUCCAGUAUGCGGUAGAAAAGUUGUAGCCGUACGAGAGUUAGAAGUUUCACUGGACCAGAUGAUACAAAACGGUUACUUUGAGAGGCACAACAUACCUAUACGACUGCCGGAGAAAAAGGAAGAGAUAAACGCUCUGCCUAACGGGAAGUGUGUCAGCGAUACGCAAACGAGGAAGUCUAGACACUCCAGACAUUUACCGCAGGUGUUGGCAGCCCUAGCGGUAUCACUGGCUCCAUUUUCUGCAGGUCUUGGUAAGGGUUACAGCUCUCCAGCUAUAGCGUCACUUCAAGGACCUGGAAACGCCACCAGGAGAGAUUUCCAGCUGACAGAUCAACAGGCAUCUUGGCUAGCUUCGUUGUCUUUUCUCGGUGCUCUGUUCGGUGGUAUGGCUGGAGGUGCUGCUAUGCGUCACGGACGUCGCCGGGUGCUGUCACUAGCUGCCGCUCCUUGCAGCCUCUCGUGGUUACUGACGGUACUUGCGACAUCAGUACGUAUGAUGUGCAUCACGGCAUUCCUUGGAGGAUUCUGCUGUUCUAUACUGACUAUGCUAUCACAGGUUUACAUAAGUGAAAUAUCAGUGCCAGAUAUCAGGGGCUGUUUGAGUGCUGUUCUCAAGAUUGUUGGUCAUCUUGGAGUGUUAUUCAGCUUCACCAUCGGAGCCUAUCUCGACUGGCAGCAACUAGCUCUCUGUAUAUCCGCUGCUCCUUUACUUCUGUUCUGCACAGUUCUUUAUAUACCAGAAACUCCAAGUUAUCUCGUCCUUAUAGGAAAAGACGAUGAAGCAUACAAAAGUUUGCUAUGGCUCCGUGGACCAAACUCUGACGUUGCUCAAGAAUUAGCUACAAUCAGAACUAAUGUACUAGCCAGUAAAAAUUUCAGUCAGCGACAAAGUCAAAUGUCCAGCAGUCAACUGAUAAGUUCUCUAGACGUUAGAACAAUGAAUCGUUUGCUUGGACCAAUUUUAGUGACGUGCGGCCUUAUGAUGUUUCAGCGUUUCUCUGGUGCCCAUGCAUUCUCUUUCUACGCUGUUCCUAUAUUCAGGAAGACUUUCGGUGGAAUGAAUCCCCAUGGAGCAGCUAUUGCUGUUUCAUUCGUGCAAUUACUAGCAUCUUGCCUCUCUGGUUUGUUGAUUGAUACUGUUGGGCGACUGCCUUUGCUUAUAGUGAGCUCAGUUUUGAUGUCCAUGGCCUUAGCUGGUUUUGGAAGUUAUGCUUACUACGAAGAAGUCCACAGGAAUCAGAGGAUACAGAACGUAAUGUUCCAUCAAACAGUUGGACAGAAUGAUUGGAUCCCAUUGCUAUGUGUUUUGGUGUUUACAAUAGCGUUUUCUUUGGGCAUGAGUCCUAUAUCCUGGCUGCUUAUAGGUGAACUCUUUCCUCUCGAGUACAGGGCUUUCGGCAGCGCGAUGGCAACUGCUUUUAGUUAUCUCUGUGCAUUUGUCGGUGUGAAAACGUUUGUCGAUUUCCAACAAGCGUUGGGUUUGCAUGGCGCAUUUUGGUUGUACGCCUCCAUAAGUGUGGGUGGACUUUGUUUUGUUGUUUGUUGUGUGCCAGAAACGAAAGGCAGGGAUCUUGAUGAAAUGGAUCCUAAUUAUGUCCAAAGCCUCUCUCCUAAAAGGUAA
This is a messenger RNA of Danaus chrysippus (African queen), 2250 nucleotides long. The record is from the annotation of a GenBank genome assembly. Lineage: Eukaryota; Metazoa; Arthropoda; Insecta; Lepidoptera; Nymphalidae.